Molecule: messenger RNA, 1442 nt
Organism: Owenia fusiformis
Lineage: Eukaryota; Metazoa; Annelida; Polychaeta; Sabellida; Oweniidae
Source: the annotation of a GenBank genome assembly
GAGAAAGGCAAGAAAAACAAAUUGUUCAUAAUAUUAUAGACUUGGUAUAAAAGCAAGCAGAGGGUCCAAGAAUCUCAAUAUAGAUAAUUAAAAGAGAUACAGCAGGAUUGAUUAAGAGAGCUACCAACCAACUACAUACCUGUAUAGGCAUAGUUUCAAACUGGGGGGAUUAACUUCAAUAUUUGAAAGUAGUUCAUCUGGUGCAAUGGCUGAAAAACAACAACCAAGUGGACUUGAAGUCCAUGAAUUAUCAGACGACCCCUUAGAAUGUUGGGAGGAAGUAAAGAAGACACAACCGGUUCAAGAGAAAGUUGAGCCGAUGCCUCUUGAUACUCCUAUAUACCCAGAUAAGGUAAGGUUUGUUGUUGUCUCAGACACAGAAGGGAAAACAUGGCCACUCAGAAGGAAGAUUCCUCCCGGUGAUGUACUGUUGCAUUGUGGGGACAUGUCAUGGGACGGGGACCCGAAUGAAAUCAUCCGCAUGAAUGAUGAUCUGGGCAAUGCCCAAGAUCAUCCGUUCAAGAUAUGCAUAGCAGGAAACCAUGAUUUGACCUUUGACCCUCAUUUCUGGUGGCCUAGGAUUGGUUGGCAGACAUGUGGUGAUAGAUGGGGAUUAGAUGUCGAGGCUUGUCAUGAAUGGAUCAGAAAAGACUAUGGCUGUGAACAGAUGCAUGAGUUAUUAUCAGAACAUGGGAAUGCCAACUGGACGUAUCUUUUUGAUAGUGCAACAGAGGUGUAUGGCAUCAAAAUAUAUGGCUCCCCUUGGCAACCUAUUUUUGGCUGGUGGGCAUUCAACGAGCGCCGUGGUGAUAGAAUCCUCUAUAAAUGGGACAAGAUUCCAGCUGAUACAGACAUCCUAAUGACACAUGGACCACCUUUAGGUUUCUGUGAUGAGACUAGGGGCAAGGACAGAGCUGGUUGCGCUGAGCUGCUAACCACGAUACAGAAACGAGUCAAACCAAAAUACCACUGCUUUGGUCAUAUCCAUGAAGCUUAUGGUCAGAUGACUGAUGGCCAAACAACAUUCAUUAAUGCUGCAACCUGUAAUCUAGACCGCAAACCAGACAACCCUCCUGUUAUAUUCGACAUGCCCCUCCCACCAGGCAAAACAAAGGAAGAAUACGUCGAGGAAAAAAAGAAAGCUGAUGUUCUUAAAAAGGAAGCUUGGGAAAAAACAAAACAGGAGAGAAGAAAAAAGUGGGCAGAACAAAGAGCAGCAGGAACUUACAGAUGUUAUACACAUUAGUCUGGUGAAUUAAACAUUAACCAAGUGUAAGCUUUGUGCUCUGAUAUUAAGCAUGAGUCUGAUUUGUCAAACUGACACAAUGAGCAUUACAUUUAAAUAUUUCACCAUAAUACUUUUUAGUCUACAGUAAAAAUCAUGCAAAAAUUUUAAAAUGCAAUUAAUUUUGUAAACCACAGUGGAACCUGCUUAGUGGAAC